Cottoperca gobio is the source of this 3613-nucleotide messenger RNA. RefSeq names its product protein FAM53C-like. NCBI's taxonomy places the organism in Eukaryota, Metazoa, Chordata, Actinopteri, Perciformes, Bovichtidae. The record is from RefSeq and is a predicted model, not a curated record. The transcript has 5 exons. Gene Ontology annotation, biological process: protein import into nucleus. The coding region runs from base 1153 to 2373 and encodes 406 amino acids. Gene Ontology annotation, cellular component: nucleus.
GACAGCUGUAGCAUGCUAGCUGCAAACAGACUGCGUAACUAAGCUAAUGCUACUACUAAUUUAGUUAUACAUUAUCGUUCCAACCAUUAAAUGUAUUAACGCCCUUUUUCAUAUUAUAGUCUAAACGAAUCAUGGCUACAUUCGCGUACAAUGACAAGCCUUUAACCCGUAGCAGAGAAACCGAAUGUGAGCAAACUAACGCUAGUAACGUUAGUCAGGACGCUUGUUAUCAGCUAGCUAACAGCUAACACUAAUAGUGUUUCACGGGCUGCAUCGUGUUGCUGAGCUAGCUUACUAUCUUUGCUCACCAGUAAAAGUCGGUAUCCGAUUUAGGCAGUUAAUAUAGCCCAAUGUUAAGUUCUACAUUGUCAUUGACAAACGGUUGUACUGCAGCUAAUGUUGGGGAUAACGUUAUAGGCUUUUAAUUGGCUAAUACAAACGUGUUUUGUAGAGAAGGGCAAGCUGCACAACACUGUCUUAAACUUAUGUGUUGGUGUGCAUGUUCGUAAAGACAGAAAGUGUCUUAACUAAUAGUCUUAAUAGAUAGUUUUUUUGCUACACUGAUGUCUCACUAUUCGUUUUGAGAAUAUAAUGUAUAAUUAAUUUGUAGGAACGUUAAGUUCGUAGCCAACAUUGUAAAGUUAUGUUAAAGUUUUUGAAUUAGCGGGUGGUUGACAGCAGUGGUCCUGGCUGUUUAUGAGAAAAUUGAGUCUGUAGGGUGAAGAGCUUUUAUCAUUGGCUGCUGCUACUGGAUGAAGUUCAGCCUGUGUGCCCCUGUGCCGGCGAACGAGCAUGUCUUCUGGCAUGUGGAACUAGGCUAGCAAUGUAGCACCAUAUUUGCCACAAGGAGGAAGGCCCUGGAGGCCACAUCUGACUGACUACAGCAAGUGUUGAAACAAAGUCUCUUCAAUGAGAGUGACUCCUCAUAUUAUGAAGCGUUUUAAUUAAGAUCAGAGACUAAAUAUUAAAGUUGAUACAGUUAAAUGGUGGCUUGAAAAUGAUGGUGGCAUAGUGAGAAAACAGUUAAUUCUGGCUGGUUGAGGUGUGGAGGGGACACCACAAACCACGCCAGGAUUCUGACUAAUACAAUUUCCAAUUGCCCUCAGUAAAUCUCCUCAUCUCCAUGUCUAUCCCUGGAUUGUAGCUACAAAUAUGGUGACGCUUAUUACAGAGCAGCUCCGUAAGCAGAGUUUGGAAGAGCCUUAUUACAAGGCUUUCUCAUUUAAUGUAAAUGUGUCAUUACCUGCAGUGGGAUCCAGUCCCACUGUCUCAUGGAGUGCUUGUAGGUCAUCACAAGAAAACCACACCGCUACACACCCAUCAUCCAAAGCCAACCGUCUGGAUGAUUCCUGUGCACUAGACUCCCCAUGGCCUCGUUCUCAAUCUGGAGAACUUCUCCAGAGACCAGAGGUUUCUUUUACAAACAAUGCUGUCCAAAGCUCAACUCCUCCACCACCUCAAAAACGCCACUGCCGGUCCCUCUCUGUUCCAGAGGACCUGUCUCGGUGUCGCUCCACCUGGCAUCCUAGAGCAUCCAAGGUUUGGACCCCAGUUAAACGUGGCUGCCAAUGUGGAGGAGCAUCUAGCUCAAGCUCUGGAGCCAGCUCGUUGCCACUUUGUGGUCCCAGUUCCUCUUUCCCCUCUUCCUCCCUACACUCAUCUUCUAGCCCAACCUUCUUUAGCUUAUCACUGUCCUCUGACUCUCCACUACCAUGGAGCUUCUCAUGGGACCCCUGUGACAAACUGAAAGGAGCUUGUUCUGCCUCCUUUGCUACGCCUUCCUCCUGCUCUUCCUCACCAGCCCCCCUGGUUUCUCAUUCAAUGCUGCAGCGCCGCUUCUCCCUCUCACCUGUGCAUAUUCAGGAUGCCUCCGUGGUGCUCCUACCCCCCCAGCCCUCUCCUGCUUCUGCUCUGACAUAUGGAUGUUCUGGCAUGGAACACCCAGCCCUGUCUCCAUCUCCCACUUCAGCCUGCAGCACACCAUCCUACUCUCGGCGCAACCUACACCCAGCUCUGCCGCGAUGCCACUCGCAGCCCUGUGACAUGCGCAAACCUCGCUUGAAGAGGCGGCAUGACCCAGAUAUUCUGCCCUGCCCCAGGCCAGGACUUGACUUCAGCAAAAUGACACAGAUUGGUAAUCACAAGAGCCUAGUGUGUGGUACAGGUGGCUGUAUACCUCCAGCAUCUUCCCAGGUAGAGCAGCGCUCAGCCUUCUCCUCUGCAGAGUAUCUGGGACGAGCCAGCAUUGGGCCACUAAGUGAAAGUGAAGAAGAGGAGGAUGAACGAACAAGGACUGCAAUAGAUGAAGGGCCAAAGAUUGUUUUUGAAAGAGACUGCACAGAACUUGACUUGAACCUUAUAGAAGAGAACUGACCACUCCUUGGUGCUCUGAGUAUGAUUACUGCAUUCAUAACUAUGUUAAGCACACCUGUAGGCUUUGUGCGCUUUUCUGGCAGAGUCCUUGGGAACAUGCUGCCUUCCUAAAGGCAUAUGUCCAGAGUUUAUAAUCAAGAACCAAGCAAUUAGAAGCUAAUAUCAAAUUACAAUCUCAUGAUUGUAACACAUGAGCUAGUUCACUAUUCUACAUUUCACAACAAUGUCACAGUGCCUGCCUAUUUUACAGUCCAUAGGGAAAUGUGCAUGAGCAAAUAAGCUAAUUUUCAUACAUACCAAGUUUUGACUAAUAUUUCAUAUUGAUAAAAGUCCUAAUUUGUGUUAUCAUUGGUAAGCAUCUUGAUAUCCUCAUCAAAGAAUACUGUAUACUAGAGUAAACAAAAUGUGCUUAAUAUUUCCUCGCAAGUUAUUUUAAUACACAUUAAAAGUCACUUAAUGGACUGGAGGGAAGCACUUUCCUCAGUGCCCCAUCAGAUACUGGUGUAGUUUUAUUUUUUUUUUGGAUUUCUAAAUUUCAGAUGUUUGAGCUGUGACAAAUGCACACAGGUCCAAAUAAUAUUUGAGUAGCCCAAACAACAUCACAAUACUGAUAUGUGUGUGUGUGUGUAUAUACAUAUCCACACUCGUAUAUUAAAAGGGAUACAUUCCAGGAAUUCACUACUGUUCCCUCGCAGACUCUAAAGACACGUCUACUUGUACUGCUGUUCUGUCAUUGAUUUAGUUUUUCCUUUUUAGAGAAACUACAUCAUCAGAGGGAAAAUGUUCUUGUAAUAGUUGAGGGGAUGGCUCCCCCUUUUUUUCAUAUAUUUGUUUAUUUUUGCUUUAAACAGACCUUGUCAACAGUAAUACUGAUGAUACUGUAAACUGACCAUGCCUUAAGCUUAAAAUACAGUGUUCUUGGUGCUUCUUUUCACAGCCAGACAUUUUUGCAAUCUCCAUUUGCGCUGAUUCACAUAGUUUUGAACAGGUGGCACAAGCACUAUACUACUCAAUUGAAUAGCUGAAUUGAUGCUGCAGCUGGACUCCAUACGGCACAAUGUAAUGUACUGUACAGUGGGUAGUGAGUACACAUGUGGAGCCAAUUCUGAGUGUAUGUGACAAAGGUGGUAGUGAUGCAGAUGAUUUGGUGGCCUUUCAGAAAUGAGUUUUCAUGUGUUUUCAGAUGGAAAUACUCCUGUUGCACAAUUUAUGUACAAAUAAAAUUUAAUAGAGAAUGAUA